AUGAAGUACGCUUUUUCAUCAACUCUGUUGCUUGCAACACCUCUCCUUGCCGCUCCAUCACCUGUUGUUGUUGAUCUCGCGGAGCGUCAAGCGAAUACAACAUGUGCGGGACUUCCAGCUACAUACUCUGCUGUCAGUAGUGCCAAACUACCUGAUCCAUUUACCAGUGCUUCUGGUGAAAAGAUCACAACCAAGGCUCAAUGGCCAUGUCGAAGACUCGAAAUCCUGCAGAUGUUUUACAAGUACGAACUCGGUGAUAAGCCAGAUAAGCCAACCGUGACUGGAACAGUAUCUUCCACUUCUAUCUCCGUCACAGCCUCGACGGGUGGAAAGUCCAUUUCCUUUUCAGCUUCUGUCAGAAUGCCCAGCGGAGCUACUGGCCCAGUACCAGCCAUCAUUGCUUAUGGAGGUGCUAGUCUUGGAAUCCCAUCCAAUGUUGCAACCAUUACAUUUAACAACGACGAUAUGGCUCAACAAACAAACACCGGUAGUCGUGGGAAGGGCAAGUUCUAUGAUCUUUACGGCAGCUCACACAGUGCCGGAGCCAUGACAGCAUGGGCAUGGGGCGUGAGUCGAAUUAUUGACGUUAUUGAGGCGGACACAUCAAAGAAGAUUGAUGCCAAAAGAAUUGGUGUAACGGGGUGCUCUCGCAACGGCAAGGGAGCCUUUGUCGCCGGUGCUCUUGAUGAGCGUAUUGCCCUCACACUUCCUCAGGAAUCCGGAUCUGGAGGAGCUGCUUGCUGGAGAAUCUCCGACUCGGAACACUCAGCUGGGAAGAAUAUUCAAACUGCUUCUGAAAUCGUGGGCGAGAAUGCUUGGUUCUCUAGCAGAUUUGACACUUGGGCUAAGAGCAACGUCAACGGUCUCGGUGUCGACCAUCACAUGUUGGCAGGAUUAGUCGCACCCCGUGGUCUCUUGGUGAUCGAAAACAACAUCGACUGGCUCGGUCCUGUCUCAACCACGGGUUGCAUGCGCACAGGUGCUCUGAUUUACCAGGCAUUGGGAGCUGCUGAUUCUUUUGGUUUUUCUGAGACACCCGGUCACAACCAUUGUCAAUUUCCAUCUUCCCAACAAGCCGAGUUGACUGCUUUCAUCAACAAGUUCCUCCUUGGGCGGUCUGUUAGCACAGCUGGCGUCGACAAGAGUGACCAGACCAGCGUCAAAGCGUCCAGCUACAUCACUUGGACAACACCAACCUUGACUUGA
Hymenoscyphus albidus is the source of this 1206-nucleotide messenger RNA. The record is from the annotation of a GenBank genome assembly. Lineage: Eukaryota; Fungi; Ascomycota; Leotiomycetes; Helotiales; Helotiaceae.